AUGAAGAUCCUCAUCACUGGCGCUGGAGGCUUCAUUGGCCAAUUUCUCGCUCGAGAACUCCUCUCCAGUCCAGACCACAAGGUCGUCCUGACAGAUAUCGUCGACGUAUCCGUUCCCAAGGGCGCCAAAUACCCACAAAAUGCAACAUGCAUCAAGACCGACCUGCUCAAAGACCGAAGUGUCAUCACACCAGAUCUGGAUGCAGUGUAUAUCUUCCACGGCAUCAUGUCUGCGGGAUCCGAAGCCAAUUACGAUCUGGGCAUGAGUGUCAACCUGGAGAGCACAAAAUUAUUGCUUGAAACCAUCCGACACGUCAAACCGGGGUUGAGAGUGAUUUACUCCUCCAGUCAAGCCGUCUACGGUCGUCCCUUGCCCGAUGUCAUCACGGAAUCCGUCCUACCUACCCCUGAGGGCUCGUACGGUGCGCAGAAACUCAUGUGCGAGAUCCUCAUCAACGACAUGACGAGGCGAGGCUUGGUCGAUGCCUUCAGCAUUCGAUUCCCUACCAUCUCGGUACGACCUGGCAAGCCUGCUCCGGCAGCCUCCGCGUUCAUCUCGGGCAUCAUUCGCGAACCACUGACUGGCAAAGAGUGCGUGGUCCCCGUCAAGGAUAGGAGUUUCCCAUCCAACGUCUGUUCGCCCAAGACGUUGAUCUCCAACUUGGUCUAUGCGCUUACCUUGCCUUCGGACGCGUUGCCCAUGCAUAAACGAGUCAUCAAUGCCCCGGGGUUGGUGGUGACGAUCCAAGAAAUGCUCGAUGCCCUGGCCAAAGUCGGCGGAGAGGAUAAAUUGAAAUACGUCAAGGAGGAGCACGACGAGGCGUUGGCGAGGAUCCUGUACUCUUGGGCGUAUAAUUACGACAAUUCACUGGCGUUGAGUUUGGGGUUCAAGGCUCCUACGAGCUUCGAGGAGGCCGUGAGAGAGUAUGUUGAGUUUAUGGAGGAGCAGGAGAAGUUGAGUUAG
Molecule: messenger RNA, 963 nt
Organism: Rhinocladiella mackenziei CBS 650.93
Lineage: Eukaryota; Fungi; Ascomycota; Eurotiomycetes; Chaetothyriales; Herpotrichiellaceae
Exons: 1
Coding region: 1-963 (320 amino acids)
Source: RefSeq, a predicted model, not a curated record